Molecule: messenger RNA, 3319 nt
Organism: Scomber scombrus (Atlantic mackerel)
Lineage: Eukaryota; Metazoa; Chordata; Actinopteri; Scombriformes; Scombridae
Product: cytochrome P450 4B1
Exons: 12
Coding region: 97-1644 (515 amino acids)
Molecular function (GO): iron ion binding; oxidoreductase activity, acting on paired donors, with incorporation or reduction of molecular oxygen; heme binding
Source: RefSeq, a predicted model, not a curated record
AUUGCUUCCCCCACCUCCGUGUUCAUCAUCCGGUGGGACACUUUCUCCACUGUCGUUUCAUUCUUUUUUCUCCCGCGACACAAAGCCAGCACUGGGAUGGUUUUCGCUGAAGCGCUCGUGCCAUUUCAGUCUGGCUGGCAUCACGUGCAUCACUUGUUUGGUCUACUUUGUCUCGUCGCCGUUGUCUACAAGUUGUUCAUCGCGCUCCGCAAAAGGAAUGAUGCGAUUCGAGAUUUUUCAGCUUUCACGGGACCACCGGGACACUGGCUUCUGGGACAUGUUAUGGAUUUUAAACAGGAUGGGACUGACUUGGACAAAUUGGUAAAAUGGGGAAAGCAGUAUCCUUAUGCCUUCCCACUGAUGUUUGGUCCCGUCGUUUGUUUCCUCAACAUUCACCAUCCAGAUUAUGUGAAGACAAUACUGGCAUCAACAGAGCCAAAAGAUGAUUUUGCAUAUAAGUUUAUUGAAUCUUGGAUUGGGGAAGGUUUAUUGGUGUCAAAAGGUCAGAAGUGGUUUCGUCAUAGAAGGCUAUUGACCCCAGGUUUCCAUUAUGAUGUUUUGAAACCAUACGUAAAACUGAUGUCCGAUUCUGCUAAAACUAUGUUGGACAAAUGGGAAAGUCACGCAAACACCAGCAACUCAUUUGAAUUGUUUGAACACGUAAGCCUCAUGACACUGGACAGCAUCAUGAAGUGUGCAUUCAGCUACAACAGCAACUGUCAAACCGAGAGCGGAACAAAUGCAUACAUCAAAGCAGUGUAUGAGCUCAGUGAUCUGAUUAACCUGCGGUUCAGGACAUUUCCAUACCACAAUGACCUGAUUUUCUACCUCAGCCCACAUGGAUUCAGAUACAGGAAAGCAUGCAAGGUGGCUCACAGCCACACAGAGGAAGUCAUAAGAAAGAGAAAAGCAGCACUUAAGGCAGAGAAGGAGCUGGACCACAUACAGGCCAAGAGACAUCUGGACUUCCUGGACAUACUUCUCUUUGCAAGAGAUGAGAAGCAGCAGGGUCUAUCAGAUGAAGAUAUACGAGCAGAGGUGGACACAUUCAUGUUUGAGGGUCACGACACCACAGCCAGUGGCAUCUCUUUCAUCCUCUACUGUAUGGCCUGCCACCCUGAACACCAGAAGAUUUGUAGGGAGGAGAUCAUUCAAGCCCUGGAUGGCAAAGACACUAUGGAAUGGGAGGAUCUCAGUAAGAUUCCCUACACCACAAUGUGCAUAAAAGAAUCCCUCCGUCUUUACCCUCCUGUGCCAGGAAUGUCCAGAAAAAUAACCAAACCCGUGACCUUUUUUGAUGGAAGGACUUUGCCAGAAGGUUCUCUUAUUGGAACAAGUGUGUUUGCAAUUCACAGGAAUGAAACAGUCUGGGAAAAUCCUGAAGUCUUUGACCCACUUCGUUUCCUACCAGAGAAUGCUUCCAGAAGGUCACCACAUGCAUUCGUGCCGUUCUCUGCCGGGCCAAGGAACUGCAUUGGUCAGAACUUUGCCAUGAAUGAGAUGAAAGUGUUGAUAGCCCUCACACUAAAGAAAUAUCACCUGAUGGAGGACCCCACUAGGAAACCCAAAAUAAUUCCUAGACUGGUGCUUCGUUCACUCAAUGGCAUCUACAUCAAGAUCAAACCUGUAGAUCCUCAAAUGUAAAGGGAAGUACUGGAAGCCUUAUAAUUUAGUAAGUCUGUACAAUGACAUAGAAUCUAAUAGAUGAUGAACUGCACAGUAAUAGAGCAGUCAUGUUAACGUAGUAAAAUACGUUUUUGUAGGGAAUUAUUUGCUGAAAAAAAGGUAGCAUUUCUAUUUUAACACAUUUGUAUCACACAUUUUUUGCACUUGUGAAAUAAGAUUACCUAUACUGUUGAUAGACAUUUGCACUAAAUCAGUUUAUAAUGAAUAUGAAACGUGUGGAAGAUAACAUUUUCCUUUCUUCGUUUGUAAAUGCAUUAUCCAAGAUAAUACUUUUCAGAAUAGAAAAAAACACACACAAAUAACAAAGGAUCACAUUUGAUAAUUGAAGUAGUUGUAUCUUCAGCCUCUUCUCUGCCAGCUUUCCAAACUAUAACAUGCAACACAAAAGUGUCUUGACACUUGUGUUCUAGUGGUUCUCACCUCUAGUAGUGGUUUAAGACUGAGCCACAACAAAAGUUUUAACUGAGCACAAUGAUUCUAGCCUGCAUUUUUAUAUUUAAUUUCUUAAAACGGCACCUAAAAUUAAGAAUAUACUGCUGCUGUGUGAAGAUUAAUGUUUGACCUGUCAAAGUGAUUUGUCUGUGCCGCACAAACUGGUUUAAACAAGGUCCAAAGUACUAUUGAGACAUCCAGUCAAUGUUUAACCCCAACAACAAAGUCUUAGUAACAUAGUUUGUAAUUUAAUAUGCUCUCAGUAACAUAUUCGGCUUAUGCUGCAAUACUAUCUGCAAAUAAGUCAUCAAAGGACUUUCACUGAGAUGACUUUUCAUUUUGUAUAAAUUUGGAAUACAAGAAUUUAAUAUCAAAACAACAGUGCAACAUUUAAUCACAGCUGAAGAUACAGCAGAGUUAUGAGUCAAAAGUAAUUCAUUUUUUAUUUACAGUCGUAUGAUUACAAAAUCCACAUGCCCACAAGGACAGAAAGUCACCAGCAGUUUGUAAAAAUGAAACACUUGUCUUGUGAUGUCCAACUUUUCCCUAGUUUAAAGAUCCCAUAAAUUGACCACUUCCUAAAAAUCUUCAGUGGUGAUGUCAUGCUGUACCAGAGGAUUAAAAAAAAAAAGUUUAAUAAGGUCAUCUUGUAUUUUUAUCAUAACUACCAGUUAAACAUUGGUUUACACUAAGAUGGAUACCUUACAAUCUUAACAAACUGUUUCAAACGGAAAUGCAGAGGAGUGUGGUGGUCUUGUGGUUGAGAUGUGUACUAUAUACUGUGACCAAAAUGUUUGGUACAAUGUCAUCUGAUCCUCUGUUUUAUUGUAUAUCAUUUUACCUUUCUGUCUUUUCAAUUCCUGUCAUCCCUUACUGUUGCUUGAAUAAAAAUAAAAAUGCCCAAAAAUACUUCAAAAAUUGGAAAUACGGAACAUCACAUUGUGAAAAUAAUGACACCAUUUCAUGGGACCUUUAAACUUGGAGUACACUCUGUAAAGUUCCACCAGUUUAAUGUUGACAUGUUUGACACGGCUAACUAUGUUUUUCCUGCUACUGUGCAUAAAGGCACAGUUCCUAUGUCAAGUUAGUUCUGGGCAAAAAAAAAAAAAAUUAACUAUGUACUGUAUAAGCUGCACUGUACUCUGUUGCAUGUCAAAGAUGUUAACAUGCUACAUAACCAUUAAAACAUCCUAAAUCCAAA